This is a messenger RNA of Drosophila simulans, 5101 nucleotides long. It is a transcript of the gene mthl1, whose product is annotated as probable G-protein coupled receptor Mth-like 1. The transcript is spliced from 2 exons. NCBI's taxonomy places the organism in Eukaryota, Metazoa, Arthropoda, Insecta, Diptera, Drosophilidae. Gene Ontology annotation, molecular function: G protein-coupled receptor activity. The record is from RefSeq and is a predicted model, not a curated record. Gene Ontology annotation, biological process: G protein-coupled receptor signaling pathway; cell surface receptor signaling pathway. Gene Ontology annotation, cellular component: membrane. Bases 569 to 2605 code for a protein of 678 amino acids.
GCUGCAGGUAUUUCGCCGUCGCGCAGGGUCACACUCGCCCAAGCACCCGUAUAAAAUCCCCGCCCCCCUGAUCGACGAUAGUAUUUCGAAAAAAACGCGAGGAAAAGUCUGAUGCGCGUUAAAAUCGGAGCGCAAAUCGUGCACAUAUUUUUUUUUACACACUGCGCGCCGUGCUUACGACUGAAAACGGAGACAGACAUAAAAGCCUUGGCGCACUAGCACGCAAUGAAAACGCACCGAAAUGAAUGUGAUAUUGCGAUAAAAUACAUGAUUCGCUGACAACUCUAUUUUAUAUUGAAUGCAUUCGAGAAAUCGAACGCAGCGCAGCGUGUGUUGUUUACUUAACGAUUUUCUGUGUUUGUUUGCCCAACUUGCGGAGGUGAAAUUCAGCAUUUCUGAUUUUCCAUUUGCCAACGAAAGAGAGGAAAAGUGAAAAGUGCUAUUCGACGAAGCGCAACGGAACGCAAAAUCAAAAGAAAAACAGCAUAUCCAAAGAUAUGUGUACAUAGCACAUAAAUUGCAAAUUGAGGCCAAGAGACAAGAGAACCUGAAAUCCACACAGAUCUUGAUGAGUGAGCUCACGAUGGACAGGAGUCGGAGUAGCAGAGCUGCCAGCAGCAACCAGUUCAUCAGGCCAUGUGGCCUACUGACGACCGUCAUCCUGCUGCAUGCGCUGGUGUCGAUGAGUUUGGCCAUCGAGGAGACGUCGCCACCACCGGCCGCCCCGCCACGGCCAUCGCCGCCGCCCACCGUGAAGCUCAACAAGUGCUGCCAUUCGGGCGAGUAUCUGAACGAUGGCACCUGCAUCGCCGGCAGCGAAGCCCUGUGGCUGCCCAUGGUGUACUUGGUGCAGCAGCAGCGCUUCUUCGAGCCCCAUGGCGCCAGUCCGCGAUUCUUGAAGUUCCUGCCCAAUACGAGACCCAACUGCCGAAAGGAUCAGACGACGGAGAUCUUUCGCAGCCGCGGAGCCAAUGUGAUGCUCUUUCCCAAUGGCACGCUCUAUGUGCGGGAACGCGCCCUGAUGGUCCAGCCAUCGGACUACUGCGUCGACUGGGAGGUGGCCGUCGUCUGCUUGGACAGUCCGCCGACCAACGCUGUGGAGGAUCCCGAUUACGCAGCCAAUCCCCUCGUGCAGCAGGAGCCGCCCAAGGCCAGCCUGCGACUGAGCAAGUGCUGCGGCAAGUGGGGCAGCUAUAACACGCAGCUCCAGAACUGCGAUCUGCAGCCCAACCAUCAGGCAGCCGUCGAUGGACUGCUGCGACUGUCGCCGCAGCUACCCGAGGGCAGCUAUCAGACCAGCUACGGCCUGCCCGACUGUGGCCAACCCGGUGGCUACUCCAUCGCCGGGGAUUGGCAGGAUGCCAAGCUGGAUCGGAACACGGCCAUGCUCCAGUUGCCGCACAAGAACCUUAGCGCCGGGCAAUACUGCCUGGAGCACACGCAGCGCGAGGGCGAGGUGAAGAUCAUAGCCUGCCAGCAUUUGUUUAGCUCCGCAGGAGCCGGCACCCACGAGGGCUCCAUUGGAGGCACCAUCGAGCAGGCCAAUGGCCAGAAUCUGCAGAAGGCCGUCCUGACUGGCGGCAUACUUGUGUCCAUUGUCUUUCUGUCCGCCACUUUGGUGGCCGGCUUCCUGCUGCCCGCUGUGCAUCAUGCGCUUCAUUGGCGCUGCCAAAUCUGCUAUGUCACCUGCCUGCUAUUCGGCAAAAUCCUGCUGGCCGUCGAGGAGCUGAGCUCCAGCCUUCAGCCGGGCAGUGCCGCCUGCCACACGCUUGCUAUCACCAUGCAGUUCUUCUUUCUGGCCGCCUUCUUUUGGCUGAACACCAUGUGCUUCAACAUCUGGUGGACGUUCCGGGACUUUCGACCCAGUUCGCUGGAACGCAAUCAGGAGGCACUGCGUCGCUAUCUGUACUCCCUGUACGCGUGGGGCGGUCCGCUGCUUAUCACCUUCGUGGCCGCCUGCGUGGAUCAGCUGCCGGAGACGACGCUGCUGCGUCCGGGAUUCGGACAGCUCUACUGCUGGUUCGACAAUCGCAACCUCUCCAUCUUCGCCUACUUCUACGGACCCAUUGGCCUGCUGCUGUGCGCCAAUAUAGCGCUCUUCGUGUCCACCACCCAUCAGUUGACUUGUGGCCUGUGGAAGCGGGACGAUGUCAAGUCCUCCUCGGAGAAGUCCGCCCUGGGACGCGUCUGCCUGAAGCUGGUCGUCGUUAUGGGCGUCACCUGGAUAGCGGAUAUUCUGUCCUGGCUGGUGGGUGGACCACAUGGCGUAUGGUUCUUCACCGACCUGAUCAACGCCCUGCAAGGCGUCUUCAUCUUCAUCGUGGUGGGCUGCCAGCCGCAGGUGUGGACCGCCUGCCGCAGGAUCUUCUGUCCGCGAUUGCGUCAUGACAUCACCAAUACGACCAACGGUGUCCAGCACUCGAGCAGCUCGCAGGGCUUGCCCUCGUUGGCCGGCGGCACGGAGAUUACCCAGAACACCACCACCACCACCACGACGACGACCACCACCAGCCACAAGCCCAGCAGUCCGGCGGAGGAUGAGGUACCGGAGAAGGCUCCCAUUGCCCCCGCCGCACCCAUCAUCAAAAUGGAGACCAUUUGCUAAACACAACUGAGACGACGAGCGACAAUGCGAAAGCCAGGCCCGGAUACAAAAGUCCAGACCUCGAGCGAGCGAAAUAAUGGCAAUGGGCAGCUCAGAAAUAAGAAAGAAAGAAUGGAAAAAACACGGAAAAAAAAACGCUGCCAAAGCUGGAGUUUCGAGACGAGAGCGGCACACACUUGCGCAAUCGCGGCAACAAAACCAAGCUGACCAGCUAAUUGUGCGAGUGUACGAGCGAAUGAGUGUGUGUGUGUGUAUGGUUGUGUGUGUGUGUGCAAGCGACUUGCGCGUGAUUUUGAAAUCGGCCAACAACCGCUGGCGAACAAAACGUACUCAGUAUGCCAGUAUUCAACUUCAAUUUAAGCCAGCGCACAAAAGAAACGUAUUAUUUUAUUCAUCAUCAUCAUCAUAAUCGCAUAGCAUCGCAUCGCAUCGCAGAAUACCGGUAAAGCAGUUCGGGUCACAUUAACACGUUCUAAUUGGACACUCCGGUCAGUGUUGCGAAAUGGAAUGUGCAGCAAACGAAACAGGAAUUCAGCCUAGACAAAACAAAGCAGCGCUAUUGUGGCUCUUUCUUUCAUUUAAGCACUUUUAGCCAACAGAAAUAAAAACAAGAGGGCUGUAUGUGUGUGCCUGUCUGCAUGCUGUAUGUGUGUGUGUGGCAACCACAAGGAAUUUUCUGUUGAGGCACUUUUGUUGUUUAGUUUAGAUCGCGUUGCUCUGCUUUUCUGACUGACUCAAAUCUCAAGUGUGAGAAAAACAGCAGGCGCACCACACACAAACACACACACACCCAUGCAUGCACAUAUCGGAUGUUUAACAUUUAAAUUAGCUGCUUCUGAUUGGCAUUACUCGUAUGACACUGCUUGCAUCCAGUUCUUUAUUCGUGCACGUGUGUGUGUGUGUGUCUUUGACGUUUUUAUUGCCUAAUCACUUUUUUUAUUUGCACUUUACUGCGAGAAUACUGGACGAAAACCGCUGACUGGAACUAUUUUUAUGUUUGCCCCAUAAUGUUUUUCAACCGAAAAAUGUUUGUAUAUUUUUUUUUACGUCUAGUGUAAACAAUUGAAAUUUAUUUACUUCAGGGCAUAAACAAAAUCGUUAUACACACACUUUUGAUAGGCGGAAACAAUCAAAUUGAUCAUCGAAAGUUCAACGAUACGCAGCGAUCAAGGUUAAAUGGUUCAAAAUUAAAGCGCGCUAAAUUUAACAAUGAUAAAGCGGUGCACACACACACAUGUGCAUUUGUCAAUGCUUUCGGGCAAGCAGUGCAGUUGUCCUGCAUCCUGUUUAGGAACUCCAAAUUUGAGAUGUAUUCCCCCCCAUUACAAACGUAUUUUUAUGUAUUUUAGCUCUUGAAAACGCAGAAACUACAAUGCAGUACAAUUAUUAUUUCUCAUAAUAUUUAUUUAAUUUUUUUUUGUAAUUAACUAAUAUUAAUUUAUUGCUCAAGUUACGAUGGCACGUUCAACGUGCUUGAGUGACAAUUGUAUUAUGUAGUAGAACUUCCAAAGUGUUCAGGCCAAAAGUAAUUCUCCCCGAACUAAAGAGCGAUCGUACUGAGAAGCUGGUAGGAGUCGAGUGAUUAUCUAUAUAUAUAUUUAUAUAUAUAUAUAUUUUUACAUUUGUGUACAUAUUACUGCGUAUUUUCUAUGUAGCUUAUUUAGUUAUCUUGAUGUAAGCAACGAAUCGAAUAUGAAAUUAUCGAAUGACUGAGACAAAGGCAGCGAAUACUUUACACCAACAUAGAUUUUACAUUUUGAUACUAACUAUUAACUAUUGACCAUUGUAUAUAAAAGUAUUUUGUACACACCCUAUUGGCUAAGCAAUUCAUAUAAAAUAUAUAUACAUUUAAAUUAAAAUGUGCAUAAACAACGAUUGUUAGCUCGAAUCCCUGUAACUCCACAACGAAUAGCCACUAAGUCUUAGUCGUAAAAAGCAGACUAUUAUUAACUGAAUCGGAAACUUUAACUAAAUCACUAAAACAAGCGAACAAGUCUGCAAGGCAAGGCAAAAGGCCCACUAAGUCAGCUGCUCCACGCCCUCAAAAGCCAAUUUCGAACGAUUUCCCUCGAGAGGAAGAGUAUUUUAACGUUAAUUAUCAUAUAAUGUAUGGCAUUCGUAAGGAAUAUAUCAAUAAAUCGCUUUUGGAGGCGUCCGCAUGCCCCUCGAUCCGUCGCCUCUGUUUGCUAUUAAUUUAUGGCGCAGAGCGCGGGAACAUUUUAUAGAUAAACAUGCGGAACAAAAUUGUCUGAAAUGGCAAUUAAAUGAAACCGAAACUGAAACUUGGCAUAAAUGUGCAGCUACAUAGAUAUAUAGGAUAGAUAUAGAUAUACGCCAGAUACCCCGAUAUUCACAACAAUACACCCGCAAUAGUAUAAAUAGUAUAAACACGAAUAACGAUGGCAGCAAAUGGGUAUUGCCAUUGAGCAAACCACCACUGAACUAUUUAUAUUUACAUAGCGUACAAUAAAGCUUUUUGGCAAAUAUCAAUCGAAA